AUGAAUUUCUCAUGUAUCCCCGACGUUAACUAUUUUGAUUCUCCACAAUUUUUAGCCAUCGCUUUACAUAUUGUCACUGUGAUUGUCACGCCGUUUCACUUUCUCGGAUUAUACUGUGUAUUAUAUAAAACUCCAAGACAAAUGAAAGGUGUCAAGUGGUAUUUAUUGAAUUUACACGUUUCGGUUAUGUUAUUCGACUAUUCUGUGACACUUUUGACAAUUCCGUUUCUGUUGGCAACGAAGCUGGCGGGGUUUUCACUUGGUUUGGCAAAAUAUAUGAAUGUUCCGUUUAUAGUGCCAGCGUUGACAGCGGUUUAUUGUUUUGGACUCAUGUUCAUUGCUAUCGUUGUUAUAUUCGAGAAUCGAUUUCGCGUCAUAUGCACUUUCUCGUGGAAACCAAAAUGGGAAUCCUUUAAGUCAAUUUUUAUGCCGUUUCACUAUUUUAUCUACACAUUUAUGCUUUCUAUCAUCUUCUUUCUCGUCCCAGAACAAAAAUCCGCAUUGCAGCAGGUGUUUCAGACACUUCCCUGCCUUCCUCGUGAAAUAUACGAAGCUCCCGUCUAUGUGAUCGCCGACGAUGUUACUUUUCACGUAAUCGUCAUAUUUCUAGGCGUAGUAGCUGUCACUGUAGAAAUACUAUUUUAUCUUAUGUACCUCAUCUGGAACAGUAUCAAGCAGUUGAAGGAAAAUAAAAUGUCACAGAAGACAUUUCAACUUCAAAAGCAAUUUUUAAUCGCGAUUAUCGUGCAGAGCAGUGUCCCAAUGAUCUUUUUCAUCAUUCCUCUUCUAACUUUUUUGUUUGCGUUUUUGGAAGGUUACUAUAAUCAAGGAAUUGUCAACUUUCAAUUUAUAAUUGCAUCAUUACACGGGAUAGUUUCAACGUUGGCAAUGUUGUUACUUCACAAGCCUUAUAGAGCAGCUGUUGCGCGAAUUUUCUAGAGAUCAAUCAGGCUGCAGCCACAGACGACACAAAUUUCUGUGAUUUCUGGAAAAAUAAGUGGAACCGUACUUCUUUAA
Molecule: messenger RNA, 1017 nt
Organism: Caenorhabditis elegans
Lineage: Eukaryota; Metazoa; Nematoda; Chromadorea; Rhabditida; Rhabditidae
Source: the annotation of a RefSeq genome assembly